AUGGCUGGAGGCUGGUCUCCCGCCAAAGUCGCUAGAGUCAAGAGCGUUACUCUACCAGACAAGAUCAAAUGUGCAGGAUGCAACGAGGAACGGACCAUUACUGCUUUUUCCGCGUCGCAGAUCAAUCGACUUCGAAAGAAGUUUGCGACCCAGGGACAUCUAGCUUUGGUUCGAAAUGCUGUCCGCUGUUUGUACUGUACUGGAGGCAUUAUGCCGACCGAGAUUGAAUGCUAUCGCUGCCGCAUUACCAAGCCUCUAGACGCUUUUACUAAGACCCAGCGUCUUGAUUGGAGCUCUGCUACUUGCAAAACCUGCACCGCGUACUACAUGACCUCCGAAACGUGGGAAGAGGAGCGGGAAAACGCCAUCGCAAUGGGUAUUGACGGGUACACCGAGACAGGUUCGACCAUCGACGAGAGCGUCGAUGGUGGAGUCCCACUCGAGUCACUCCGAUCGUUUUCAAUCUCUACAGAGUCGCCUCGCCUCGGCCAUCUUCAACUCGAGGAAGAUCGUCAGCUGGGAACCGGCAUAUGGGUCGAGGAUGCUUCUACUAACGAGGCUGAUGACGAUGAGGUUGCUUCUACCAGCCAGGCACCCAGUUCAGCUGCCAGAUUUUCCGGAUGGGACUUGCCUGCCGUGAGAGCUGACGAAAGGCGCCCAGCCCCGACAAGCAGCACUGAAAGCAAGCGAAAGAACUGGGCGAAGGUUAAGUCUGCCGACCCGAGCCGUGCUGCUCGCAUUCUCAAGAUGUCGGACCCCAUGCGCCACCUUAAUGAAAAGGCGGAUAGGGAAAGGGAAGAGCUCUCCUGUCGUUCCAUGGUUGGGGCUCGCGACCACACCAAGCUGCAUAAGGAGAUACGAGCUGGCGAUGUUAGUACGACUGAUGGUGAUGAUGCAUCGACUGUGAAAGCAGCCUGA
Molecule: messenger RNA, 918 nt
Organism: Talaromyces amestolkiae
Lineage: Eukaryota; Fungi; Ascomycota; Eurotiomycetes; Eurotiales; Trichocomaceae
Exons: 6
Coding region: 1-918 (305 amino acids)
Source: RefSeq, a predicted model, not a curated record